Molecule: messenger RNA, 1653 nt
Organism: Zychaea mexicana
Lineage: Eukaryota; Fungi; Mucoromycota; Mucoromycetes; Mucorales; Lichtheimiaceae
Exons: 4
Coding region: 1-1653 (550 amino acids)
Cellular component (GO): nucleus; ribonucleoprotein complex; cytosol
Molecular function (GO): poly(U) RNA binding; mRNA 3'-UTR binding; poly(A) binding
Source: RefSeq, a predicted model, not a curated record
AUGACGACCAAAGCAUCUUCAACUGCCAAGACACAUCAGCCCAAUUCAACAAAAGCAAACCACAGAGGAGCGGCCACGACAACUACUGUAGCAGCAGCAGCAGCAGUGCCUUUACAUGGUAACACCACCACGGGGUUAAUGACGCCGACGUCUCCGCCGUAUCCACCUUAUGCUGGCGGUGCUGGAGGUUUUGUGGAUCCUGCUCAACUACGACCUGGCAAUGGUUACGAUGAUGCACCAGCAGCACAGGCACAGGCACAGGCACAAGCACAGGUACAAGCAGCACAAGCAGCCGCAGCAGCUCACUACCAUCACCACCAAGCAGCGGCAGCAGCGGCAUACAUGUACCCACUGAGCCCGCAGUUCCAGUACUAUUCGGACGGUGGCAGCAGUUACCCAGGCUCGCCGGCCAUACAUCCACAAUCGCCUGCCAUCAGUCCGACAAGUCCGCCCUUUAGUCCGCCUCUAUUGUCACCGCCUAUGCAUCCUGCUUACAUGAUCCAUCAUCACCACCACCCGCACCAUCAUCAUCAGCACCAUCAACAGCAUUUCCCGCCACUUCACAUCUCGUCGCCGAUCUUGACGGGCAUUCCUGGAUCGCCUCCUGCUCCACCAUUACCAUCCUCUGUUGCUGGCGGUGGUAAUGCUGCUGCUGCUCCGCCGCUCCCGCCACAUGGUUAUCUUCCUGCCCUUUUUGACAGCCACCAGCACCACAAGCGUCAUCAUUCGCAUGAUCAGGAGGAUCACCAUUAUCACACCCACAACAUCUAUGUCCGUGGUCUAGCUGAAAAUGUCACUGAUGAAUCGUUCGAAGACUUGUGCAGAUCUUACGGCAAUAUCAUCUCAUCCAAGGCUAUCCUUGAUCAAAAGUCGGGACAGUGUAAAGGUUAUGGUUUCGCAAUGUACGAAAAGGAGAAUGAUUGUCACCAGGCGAUCGAGGAUUUGAAUAGACGGGGAUUGCAGGCAUCGUUUGCCAGAGUGGGACAGGAGUCAUUCAGCUCGCGUUUACGGAGUUUGCAGGAUGAAACGUCGACAAAUAUUUACAUCUCCAACCUUCCGCUUGAUAUGACCGAGCAGAAACUGGAAAUGCUGUUCCAUCCGUGCCAAACUGUAUCGAACCGUAUCCUACGCGACCCGCAGUCCAAUCUGAGCCGAGGCGUUGGCUUUGCACGCUUAGCAGACCGUUCGUCAGCACUCGCCAUCAUCGAGAAGUUCAACGGACAAACAGUCGCCGGUUCAUCAGCGCCACUACAAGUGCGCUUUGCGGACUCACCAGCCCAAAAGAAGCUAAAGAAUCAGACUGCACGUAAGAAGAUGUUCAGACCACCGCGCGACUUUCAACCGAUGGCUGCUGGAUUUCCUCCUCCAUUGGGCGUCGCUGUCUCGGCUGCCACUGGAAGACCCAUGCCCAUUACUCCUGAAGACAUGCUCGGUAUUGCAACACCGGUGAUGACGACAACGGAAAACAACGGCAAUAGCACUAAUACGGCGAAUGGAUCAUCUUCGCCGCCACCACCAGUAGCAGCAGCCACGGCAACACAGCAACACAGCAACAAUGAUAGACAAGCAGUUGAAACCAACAAAGCCAUGACUGAAAAGGAUAGCGCCGUCGCAGAACUGAUAUCCGAAACAGAACAACUCACUGUGUCAUAA